AUGAUUACUUUAUUGAUAGCCAAUUUCGUUUUGCAAUAUGGUGAACCAAAGUUUGAUACCAAAUAGUUGAUGCAAAGUGAGGCUCAAAGAAUUUUCAAUCAAUAUUCUUAAAUUAUUAAAGAUGAGAAGAAACCCCAAGUUUUUGGAUUCAUAAACCAACAAACUAAUUCAUUCUUAAAACGAAUGGAAGAACAUCGUCAAAUACUAAAGUAGUAAAUAGAGCAGCAACUGAAGAUCAGUCAAGGUAACAUUCUUCUGCAAAAAGCGUUGCUUAGUUAUGAAUUAAAGAAAAUGAAUUGA
Paramecium tetraurelia is the source of this 300-nucleotide messenger RNA. RefSeq lists its product as uncharacterized. The record is from RefSeq and is a predicted model, not a curated record. NCBI's taxonomy places the organism in Eukaryota, Ciliophora, Oligohymenophorea, Peniculida, Parameciidae. The transcript has a single exon.